AUUUACUUCUACAACAACACUCCAGAGGAAAGAACCAACGGGCGACCCCACUUCCAAACUGAUGGAAUAGAAAUAUUAUGCCCUCGCCAAAAACAGACCAUGCCGCACUCUGCAUCCUUCUGCUAACUAUCCUGCUGAUGUGUCUGUUGAAGAAGCGGUCUUCCAAAAACCGCGCUCAGAAACUACCAAGGAUGGUUUCGUGGAACGUCUACAACUUGUGUUGUGGCGACCGUACCGUGAGCUCGGAAUUGGCGGAUGAUUCCAAGCGCGCUCCGUAUAAGGUUUUCAAGGAGCUGUAUGAGGAUACGAGAAAGACAGAGAAACACGCAGACCAAGCCAAUGUUACGAGUGAUGAGCAGAGUGAGUAUCUCGAAGACCAGGAGUUGAAGAAGGCAGCGGAGUGUGGAAAAUGGGGAGGUGCGGUUCCGAGUAGGUUGUUUCUAAAGAUCUACCAUGAUGCGCUUUGCACGCUAGACAAAAACCCACUUGGCGGAGUCGUUUCUCCGCCGCUCAUGGGGAGUAAUGGUGUUGUUCCGCUAACGAUUGUUGCGCCACUGCCGGAUGUCUGUCGGCACAUGGCGAACUGCAUCGCCCGCGCGGAGAAGGAGGUCUUUCUUGCGACGAAUUACUGGAUCUACUCUGAUGCUUCGACGUUAAUUACCAAUGGCUUGAAGGAAUUAUCGAGACGCGCUGGUGAGCGUGGAGAGAAGGUUGUUGUCAAGAUUCUCUAUGAUAGAGGAGAUCCUAGGCAGGUCUGGGGUAAUCGUCUAAAUGUCGGAGAGAAAAGCUACGUGACGGGCAAAGUCCAGUUACCCGCUUCAGAGGAGAUUCCGAAUAUCGAUAUGCAGGUGAUCAACUAUCACCGGCCAAUUUUUGGAACAUUCCACGCAAAGUUUAUGAUUGUGGACCGGCGCAUUGCGCUCUUACAGAGCAGCAAUAUUCAAGAUAAUGACAACCUGGAAAUGAUGGUUCAUGUCGAGGGACCGAUUGUGGAUUCUCUGUACGAUACUGCGCUGAUCUCUUGGGGAAAGGCACUGGAACCGCCCUUACCAAUGCUGGACUCACCGGCGGCUACUGCUCCUAUCCCGAGUUUCUCAAUGGAAACCGACAAGCUUUCUGGAGAGGGAAGCACGCUUUUCGAACAUAGUAUUGAUGAUCCGCAUUACGAUGUUGAUGUCAAGGCCGAAACGAGGAGGGUCAAUGGGCUAGUCAAGCCGCGCGAUGGGGAAUCGCGCACCCAAUCGGUCUCGCGUCUUUUAAAUCACACACUUCAGCCCACGACAAUCGGCGAUGCACCCGACGAGGACCAUAUAAAUGAGAUGGAGCCAUAUGUGCUCCACAUACCGCACGAGCCAUUUCCGAUGGCCUUGGUGAACAGGGAGCCUUACGGAUCCCCCGACCAUACACGCACGAUUGUUCCGCAAAACGCAGCAUUCCUCGCUGCGAUCAAACACGCUGAACACUCAAUCUUUAUACAGACACCCAACAUGAACGCCGAGCCGCUGAUUGAGCCUCUCCUCGAGGCCGUGCGUCGAGGUAUACUUGUUACAUGCUAUCUCUGCCUCGGGUACAACGACGCCGGUGAGCUGCUCCCAUUCCAAAAUGGGACAAACGAGAUGAUUUCGAACCGGCUGUACGAUUCCCUCGAGACCGACCAGGAACGCUCCCUACUCCGAAUAUACAACUACGUCGCGAAAGACCAAACCAAACCGAUUCACAACAAGUUCAAGAAGCGAAGCUGCCACAUCAAACUAAUGAUCAUUGACGAAAAAGUAGCUAUCCAAGGAAACGGCAACCUCGACACCCAAUCCUACUACCACAGCCAAGAAGUCAACAUUCUUCUCGAUUCGCCUCUCAUAUGCCGCACCUGGCUCGACGUCCUCAACCGCAACCAGAAUACCGCGAAGUACGGCCUUGUAAGCCCUGACGACGGAUGUUGGCAUGAUCCCAAUACUGGAGAGCUACCAAUGGGCUCGCUAGGUGUUGAUCCGGGGAGCUUCAGUUGGGCGAAGGGGGCUGUGGGAGUCGUGCACAGGGUGCGGGGGACCGGUGGGUUUUAGUGUAGAAUGACCAAUGAUGGAUAAUCAGUAUGAUUUAUAGAUAGAAAUGAUGCCUUUUCCCUCUUUUGAGGAGUGUUGAUUUCACUACAUCCUUUAUAUCCGCUAGUUUAUGUGGGCAGGACUCAUGAGAGGGUUGCUUGAAGACCAUGAAAAAUUGUCUACCGUAG
Molecule: messenger RNA, 2227 nt
Organism: Aspergillus calidoustus
Lineage: Eukaryota; Fungi; Ascomycota; Eurotiomycetes; Eurotiales; Aspergillaceae
Source: the annotation of a GenBank genome assembly